Messenger RNA from Camelina sativa (false flax), 2723 nucleotides. RefSeq names its product DEMETER-like protein 2. Gene Ontology annotation, biological process: base-excision repair; chromosomal 5-methylcytosine DNA demethylation pathway. Gene Ontology annotation, molecular function: DNA N-glycosylase activity; 4 iron, 4 sulfur cluster binding; DNA demethylase activity. Lineage: Eukaryota; Viridiplantae; Streptophyta; Magnoliopsida; Brassicales; Brassicaceae. The record is from RefSeq and is a predicted model, not a curated record.
AUACACUAUUCUCAUAAAUUUUUGUCUUGACUCUGAAACUCCAAAGACUUGGACUCUAGCUUACUUGGCUUCUUCUUUUUCUCUCUGGCAAAAGAAGAGGAGAAAUGAUCUGGUUUAACAACAUGCCUAAACCAGACAUGCAACACAAUCUACAGCCCGAACCAAAUAGGAGGAGGCUUAGUCUUGAAAUACCUGGGCUGUCUAAUAUGUCUUGUACAGAAAUAUUGGCUCUGGCUAAUAACACAGAUGCGUACGGCACAAGUUCAUCAGUUGGUGCAUCAUCAUCAUCACUUAGCACUCAGUACUCGAUGGAUUCUUGGAUUAAUAGCUGGAGGAUGGAGUAUAAUCCGUUGUUUUCAAACUCUGAAUCCUCCCUUGGGAUAAAUACAGGCAUUCCUGGACAAAGAACAAUGCCAACACAACAAUAUGAUGUGUCAACUCAACAGAGGUUUCUUUGUGACCUUAUUCUUACACCUGAAGAGAUGAUGAGCACCAGUCUGCGACCAACAGAAGCUGAGUUUCCUCCAAUCACAUUAGAAAGGCCAGCCAGAAUGUUAGUUGAAACAGACCAUGAGCCUCACGACCCUAUCAAGAAGUCUAUCCUUGAAACUGGAUCUCGUGUAGGAGUAAAGAGAGGAAGACCACGAAAUAAUGAGAAAGGACAGCUGAAAACACCGGCAUCGAAGAAAAAAAAGAUCAGACCAAAGGUUGUUGGUGAAGGCAAAACAAACAAAGCCUCAUCAUCUAAACCAAGGGUUAAAAAAUCCUCUGCUGCUACUGCUACUCCUGCUCCUGCUCCUCCACCUGCUGCUACUGCUGCUUGUGGUCUAGAUUUCCCUUCAGAAGGUCACACUCGCGGGGAAGGACCAACCGAUAGAACACUUGUGAAGCAGAGUCCAAGAGACCCUACAACAAGCCAAAUCAAUGCAAGGGUACUAGACCUGCAGUGGCGACGCCAAUGUUCACAAGGUACAUCAUUUGCUGACAUGUGGGAAAGAAGUUCGACAAUUGAUGCCAUCACUAAGCUGUUUGACGAGCUAAACAUCAACAUAGAGGGUCUUUGCCUUCCACAUAAUAGAGAAACCGCACUCACUCUAUACAAAAAGACAUAUGAAGAGCAACAGGCAUUGGUGAAGUAUAGCCAGAAGCAGAAACCGAAAGUACAAUUGGAUCCUGUGACCAAUCGAGUCUGGAAACUCUUGAUGCGGAGUAUCCACAACAACGGUGUUGAUGGAGCAGAUGAGAAAACACGUAAAUGGUGGAAAGAGCAGAUAAACAUGCUUUGUGGCCUAAUAAGCUCGUUCAUUGAUCAAAUGCGUAGAGUCCAAGGGGAUAGAACUUUCUCACCUUGGAAAGGAUCGGUUGUGGAUUCAGUAGUGGGAGUUUUCCUCACCCAGAAUGUUGCAGAUCAUUUAUCAAGUUCUGCAUAUAUGGAUCUAGCUGCUGCGUUUCCUCUCGACUGUAACUUCAACAAGAGAUCAUCUCCUGAAGAGUGGGGAAGUUCAGUAACUCAUGAAACAAUGAUGAAUCCAAGAAUUCGCAAUCCAAAUUGCGUCAUUAUAGAGGAGAUUGAUGAUGAUGAUGAUGAGCAUGGCACUGAUGCUGUUUGUAGUCAGGGACCCUCCAAAAUGAGUGAGAGCUUCAUCAGUUCUACAAACCAAUCAACAAUGAUGCUGCAAGAUCCAUUUAACACAAGUUUGGUGAGUGAGCAAGUUGAUUCCAAAAUGGUGAAAGGCAAAGGCCAUUUACCAAACACGGGUGGUCUUUCUAUGGUGUCGUAUACUUCUUCUCAUUUCAACCUAAAUGAAUUACCACCUGAAGUAGAGAGUUGUGAUUCAUUCAUAAACAAUGACUAUGAAGAAAGUCAAGUUCAACAUAUGUCCAGCCAUCAACAAGAACUGGAGAGUACCCUUCAUGCACAAGACCAGGAACAGAACACAAGAACAGAGGACGUGCAGAAGAAGAAACCAACCACUUCUAGACCAGUAGGUCGACCGCGCAAAAACAAGGUAGAUGAAUCCUCAUCAAACAAAAAGGCAAAGGAACCAGCAAAGAGCAAGCCAGAGGACACAUUUGACUGGGAUAUUUUAAGAAAGGAAGCAGAAAGUGGUGGCAAAAAGAGAGAGAAAACAGAAAGAACAAGGGAUACAGUUGAUUGGGAAGCUGUUCGAUGUGCAGACGUCAACAAAAUCGCUAAUAUAAUCAUAAAACGAGGGUUUAACAACCUGCUUGCCGGAAGAAUCAAGGCCUUCUUAAACAGACUGGUGGAAGAUCAUGGAAGCAUUGACUUGGAGUGGCUAAGAGAUGUUCCCCCUGACAAAGCCAAGGAGUAUCUACUAAGCAUAAACGGAUUAGGGUUGAAAAGUGUUGAGUGUGUUAGACUUCUGUCAUUACACCAGGUUGCGUUCCCGGUUGACACCAAUGUCGGACGCAUAGCUGUAAGACUAGGAUGGGUUCCUUUACAGCCACUGCCUGACGAGCUGCAAAUGCAUCUUCUAGAACAGUAUCCUGUAUUAGAUUCUGUUCAAAGGUAUUUAUGGCCACGCCUCUGCAAGCUGGACCAGAAAACGUUGUAUGAGCUGCAUUAUCACAUGAUUACGUUCGGCAAGGUCUUUUGCACAAAAAUAACACCCAAUUGCAAUGCAUGUCCAAUGAAAGCGGAGUGCCGACAUUACGCUAGUGCACAAAGGUUAUUAUACCCACAAAAUUCUAUAGUUACUUGA